Eriocheir sinensis (Chinese mitten crab) is the source of this 1110-nucleotide messenger RNA. Its product is annotated as phenazine biosynthesis-like domain-containing protein. Gene Ontology annotation, cellular component: cytoplasm. The record is from RefSeq and is a predicted model, not a curated record. NCBI's taxonomy places the organism in Eukaryota, Metazoa, Arthropoda, Malacostraca, Decapoda, Varunidae. The transcript is spliced from 7 exons. Gene Ontology annotation, molecular function: isomerase activity. Bases 185 to 1069 code for a protein of 294 amino acids. Gene Ontology annotation, biological process: biosynthetic process.
UUUACAGUUGGAAAGUGGCGGGGACCUUGAAAGGUGCCAGUGUUCUGAGGCAGUGGAGGAGAGAGGGUGGUUGCGCAGUGUGUGCAUCAGUCAGUUGUUGAUAAGAGGAGCUGCUACGCUUCGUCCUUUCCAUCCCCUUCACAGCUUGUGCAACAAUAGUGACAACGACUGUGCGCAAACCACGAUGCCAAGACUUCCUAUUUAUACCGUCGAUGCCUUCUCUGCCCAGCCCUUCUUAGGCAACCCCGCCGCCGUUGUUCCUCUCAUGCAGGAACUGGAGGCAGAUACCAUGCAGUUGGUUGCGUCGGAGAUGAACCUCUCAGAGACGUCUUUUGUACAACCUCUGGAGAUUCAUGGAGACAACCCUUGGAUAUCCUGUAGCCAAUAUUCUCUAAGAUGGUUCACACCCAAGAAGGAAAUCCCUCUGUGCGGCCACGCCACCCUUGCUACGGCUCACAUCAUUUAUAACCAUCUGGGACACGCUGGUGAUCGACUGGAUUUUGACACUUUAAGCGGGACUCUUUCUGUCCGAAGGGACGGCCAGCAACUGGUCAUGGAUUUUCCCAGAAACGAGGCCACGACUUUAGCAAAAGAAGAGGACCAGUGUCUAGCGCCGUUGGUAGCUGCUUCAUGUGGGGGACUGAAAGCGAAAGAGGUGCUGUUGUGUCGAACUCUCAAGUACCUCUUGAUUCGUCUCCAAGACUCGUACUCCAGGAAAGAGCUGGAGACCCUCGAGCCAGACUUCUCAGCAAUGAAACAAGCCCACGAUGGGGCGUUGGUGAUGGGCGUGAUAGUGACUGUGCCGGGGAACGGGAACUCUUCCUAUGACGCCUUUUCCAGAUUUUUUGCGCCACUGUAUGGCGUGAACGAGGAUCCAGUGACAGUGUCCGCAGGGUCUGCUCACACCGUGCUGGGGCCUUACUGGGCUGAACACCUGGGCAAGGACGAUCUCACAAUGUUGCAAUGUGGGCGGCGUGGCGGUGCAGUCCAUGUGAAGGUGCGUGGAGAUUCUAGGGUAGACCUGGGCGGGCCGGCCGUAACAGUUCUGGAAGGCCACUUGUCCAUCUGAGUAGCCGCUCAACAUGACACCAAUAAAUCACGAAAACAUUA